This is a messenger RNA of Phalaenopsis equestris, 458 nucleotides long. Its product is annotated as tubulin alpha-1 chain-like. The annotation marks the transcript as partial. The record is from RefSeq and is a predicted model, not a curated record. NCBI's taxonomy places the organism in Eukaryota, Viridiplantae, Streptophyta, Magnoliopsida, Asparagales, Orchidaceae. Gene Ontology annotation, cellular component: cytoplasm; microtubule. Gene Ontology annotation, biological process: microtubule cytoskeleton organization; mitotic cell cycle. The transcript is spliced from 2 exons. Gene Ontology annotation, molecular function: GTP binding; structural constituent of cytoskeleton.
UUCUGCAGUGAUACGUCGGUGGGUAUCGGCCAUGACGCUUUCAAUACCUUCUUCAGCGAAACAGGUGCUGGUAAGCACGUCCCAAGAGCAUUAUACGUUGAUCUCGAGCCAACUGUCAUCGAUGAGGUGAGGACUGGUGCUUAUCGACAACUCUUCCACCCGGAGCAGCUCAUCUCCGGGAAGGAAGACGCCGCAAACAAUUUUGCUCGUGGACAUUAUACGAUUGGGAAGGAGAUUGUUGAUCUGUGCCUCGAUCGGGUUAGAAAGUUAGCGGACAAUUGCACUGGAUUGCAGGGAUUUCUUGUUUUCAGUGCUGUCGGUGGUGGCACUGGAUCUGGAUUGGGUUCGUUGUUGUUGGAGAGGUUAUCUGUGGAUUAUGGAAAGAAAUCAAAACUCGGCUUUACUAUCUAUCCUUCCCCGCAGGUAUCAUAAGCCAGGCCAUUUAUUUGACUUGGUUU